CCGGGCGGUACCGACCGAGAGGUGGCAGCAGCAUGGGGACUCCCGGCGGCCUGCACUCGGACUUCGAGGCGCUGCUCACGCGUUUCCAGGAGACCGACAGCGUCCGAUUCGAGGAUUUCACCGCGCUCUGGAGGGACAUGAAGUUUCAUACUAUCUUCUAUGGCAGAACGAGACAUAUGGAAAAGAACAAGUUUACAAAGGAAGCUUUAGCUCUGUCUUGGAAAUAUUUUCUACCUCCAUACACCUUUCAGAUCAGAGUUGGUGCUUUGUAUCUUAUGUAUGGACUGUAUAAUACACAACUCUGUCAACCAAAGCAAAAGAUUAGAGUAUGCCUUAAGGACUGGGAUGAAGUUAUGAAGUUCCAGCAAGAUCUGACAAACGCACAACAUUAUGAUGCUUCUUACAUUCUUAGGAAGCUGAGACUAGACAAAGCCUUCCAUUUUACAGCAAUGCCCAAACCGCUUUCAUACAGAAUGAAAAAAAAUAUUCCACGAACUGAAGUUACAGAGGAAUUUAAGGAACCUAAUGACCGGGUAAUGAAGCUUAUCACUGCUGAUACACUAGAGGAAAUUAUGAAUAUCCAUGAUCAUUACCAAGAAAUGAAGCAAAUAAUUUCAGCUGAUAAAUCCCAGCCUGACAAAGCCCUCAGCUUGAUAAAAGAUGAGUUUUUAGUUAACAUUAAAAACCUGGUUUUAGAACAUAAACAAUGGCAUGAAGACAAAAAGAAGGUAUUUGUAAAAGUUAAAAAUGAAGAUGACCAGACAGAAAAGGAAGGAAGUUCACAAGAAUUGGAAGGUUCUGAAAGAGCAGGAGCAUUAGCUAAAAUAAAAUCCAAGGCCUAUUCAGUUGUCACUCAGGCAUCCAAGUCAAGAAGACAUCGUCAAGUCAAACUUGAACCACUUGAGACAGAAUUUGUUAAAAAGCUAGUCAAGACACCUAAUAAAAGAAACAAAGGAAAACUGGAAUCAGAAGAGGAAACCUCACCUCAAAUUAAAGUACCUAAGAGGAAAAGAAGAUGCUGAACAAAGAACUUGGACUGUAGAGUUUUAUGCAAUCUGAAUUUCUGGACAGUUAAAAUCUUUAUGUGAUGAAGAUGAAGACUGCAGAUAUUAAAGCCAGCUGUUCCCUGUUUAUUCUGGACUACCACAGUAGUCCUUUGUGAAAAUUGGUUUCCAGUGGUAUUUAUAUGCACUCAAAAUUGCCUUAACACAUUUGUGGCCAUGCUAAUUAUUACAUAUUCUUAUUUUACAUUGACCUUUAGUUUAACUUGAGAUGUAGAUUACAUUGUCCUUAAUCAUAGAUUAAUUUAUGACUUGAAUGAAACCAUCAUAUACCUUAUGUGGGUAAGUGCAAUAAGUAUAUUUUUCUUCAUUACUACUAGACUGUAAAUUCAAUGAGAUAAUGCCAGUGCUUAGCACAAUGCAUUGCAUAU
Molecule: messenger RNA, 1432 nt
Organism: Vombatus ursinus (common wombat)
Lineage: Eukaryota; Metazoa; Chordata; Mammalia; Diprotodontia; Vombatidae
Gene: SNAPC1
Product: small nuclear RNA activating complex polypeptide 1
Exons: 9
Coding region: 33-1022 (329 amino acids)
Biological process (GO): snRNA transcription by RNA polymerase III; snRNA transcription by RNA polymerase II
Cellular component (GO): snRNA-activating protein complex
Molecular function (GO): sequence-specific DNA binding
Source: RefSeq, a predicted model, not a curated record